AUGAAUGGCGGGGAGGCGGAGCAGGAGAAGGGCGGCGGCGGUUCUUGCGACACUAAGGUGGGGGCAGAGGCGGUGAGCCUUGAGGAGCUGCGGAGGAGGAUGGCGGACUUCGCCAGGGAGAGGGACUGGGAGCAGUUCCACUCCCCCAGGAAUCUCCUCCUUGCCCUGGUAGGGGAGGUGGGGGAGCUGUCUGAGAUAUUCCAGUGGAAAGGAGAGGUGCCCAAGGGGCUUCCUGGCUGGGAUGAGGCAGAGAAGGAGCAUCUGGGAGAGGAGCUCGCUGAUGUGCUCCUAUACCUUGUCCGGCUAUCAGACAUGUGCGGCGUCGACCUUGGCAAGGCUGCGCUGCGCAAGAUGGAGAUCAACGCACGCAAGUACCCGGUUGACCAGUGCAAGGGUUCAUCCAAGAAACACACCUACUACAGCUCCGAUAGCAAUGCCCCUGCUAAUGAAAAUGUCACCACUCUCACCGGUAAUAACGAGCAUAACAACGGAGUCUAAGUCUCUAAAUGGUAGCUUGACUGGUUCUUGUGUGUUCUCUGAUCUAGGUUAUGUAACCAGUCUUAGUUUUCCUUCUAUAUUAUUAGACGCCUGGAUAAUUAAACAACUGUUGACUGGAGCCUCUGUAGGCUAAGUAGUAAAUGAAAUGGUAUUUACCUUCUGUUUAACCUGUUCCAGUAUCCAGGAGGACCAUAAUGCAACACCGUGGAUCAUAUACUUGCAGCACUGUGA
Lolium rigidum is the source of this 729-nucleotide messenger RNA. RefSeq names its product dCTP pyrophosphatase 1-like. The transcript has 2 exons. Gene Ontology annotation, molecular function: nucleoside triphosphate diphosphatase activity. NCBI's taxonomy places the organism in Eukaryota, Viridiplantae, Streptophyta, Magnoliopsida, Poales, Poaceae. The coding region runs from base 1 to 498 and encodes 165 amino acids. Gene Ontology annotation, biological process: nucleoside triphosphate catabolic process. The record is from RefSeq and is a predicted model, not a curated record.